AUGCAGGCGAGGAGCUACGCAGCCAGCGCUAGGGCGAUCCCGGGGAUCGUGUGGGGCGCUGCAACUGGGGAUCGUCUCCCCGCUGCUGCAGCAGCAAAUCCUGGGGGCCCCCUGGGGGCCCCCAAACCCCACACUGUGGCUACAAGGCCUCAGCAGCAGCAGCAGCAGCAGCAGCUGCUGCAGCAGCAGCAGCAACUGCAGCAGCAGCAACUGCAGCAGCAGCAGCAACUGCAGCAGCAGCAACUGCAGCAGCAGCAGCAGCAACUGCAGCAACAGCUGCAGCAGUGGCAGCAGUACCUUGUGCGCCAGCAGCAAGAACAGCAGCAGCAGCAGCAGCUAGUAAAACAGCAGCAGCAACAACAGCAACAGCAACAACAACAGCAGCAACAACAACAGACGCAACAGCAGCAGCGCCUCCUAGAACAGCAGCAGCAGCAGCAGCAGCAAUACCUGGUAACACAAGAGCACGAACAGCAGCAGCCACAGCAGCAGCAACAGCAGCAGCAACAGCAGCAGCAACAGCAGCAGCAACAGCAACACUCCACUUGGCAGAGAGAACAGCAGCAGUCUAACGAGGCCUACUUAGACAGAGAGCAGCAGCAGCAGCAGCAGCAGCAGCAGCAGCAGCAGCAGCAAAAGGGGACUGGGGGCCCCCAAUCGGUGGUUGCUGCUGCUGUUGCUGCUGCUGCUGCUGCAGCAGCAGCUGCCACCGCCAGCCUGCAGCAGCAGCAGCAGCAGCAGCAGCAGCAGAGCGCAGGAGACAAGGGGCCCCUAGCCGCUCCUCCAGUGUCUCCUUGUCUGCAGAAAAUACCUCAGAGAUCCGCAAGACCCACAAAGCCCCUCGUCAGCAGCAGCAGCAGCAGCAGCAGCAGCAGCAGCAGCAGCAGCAGAAGCCCCUUUCGCGCAGCAGCAGCCCUAGAGUGCUCGCAGCAAAAGGACUUCCUGAAGACCCCCCAGAGGGGCCCCCCAUGUGGCUGCGAGAAAAGUCUUUUCGCUCUUCUUCUAGCAGCAGCAGCAGCAGCAGCAGCAGCUGCUGCUGCUGCAGCAGCAGGCCGCCGCAUGCAGACAGCAGCAAACCAACAGGGGCCCCCAACAAAGACCCUACCCUCUCUAUUUGCUUGGCCAGUCCCCCAGAGGGCCCCCGCAAGGCCUCUUCUGGGGGCCCCUGUGGGGCCCCCUGUGGGGGCCCCUGUGGGGGCCCCCCUGGGGGCCCCUGUGGGGCCCCCUGUGGGGCCCCCUGUGGGGGCCCCUGCGGGGGCCCCUGUGAGACCCCCUGUGGGGGCCCCUGCGGGGCCCCUUGUGGGGCCCCCUGUGGAGCAGCCCCCGAUGGGGGCCCCUCCGAAAGCCUCUAUGGGGCCCCCCCCGGGGGCCCCUGCGGGGGGCCCCCCGGGGGCCCCUGUGGGGGGCCCCCAGGGGGCCCCUAAAAGUUUUAGUGAGGCCUCUGAAGAGACUUUAGCAGCAGAACUGUCUCUCUUUUUGCGCAGCAGGAGCAGCAGAAGCAGCAGCAGCAACUUGCUGCAGGAGGGCCUCAGCAGCAGCCCGAGGGGCCCCCCGGGGGCCCCCCCCGCCGCCCUUGGGGGGCCCCCCCCAGGGGGGGCCCCCCAAACGGUACCCCUGCAGGUACCCACCAGGAGGGGCCCCCAGGGGCCCCCGGCUUGGGGCCCCCUGGGGCCCAGCAGGGGCCCCACAGCACUUGGGGCCCCCGAGGCCCUCCAGGGGGCCCCCCGGGGGGCCUCUCCUGGGGGCCCCCCGGAGGGGCCCCCCAGGGGCCCCUGGGGGGCCCCCUGGGGGGGCCCCUGGGGGGGCCCCCCGGGGGGCCCCUGGGGGCCCUCGAGGGCCCCUGAAAGACUCAGAGAACCCUCUCAGCAGGGGGGCCUCCCUCGCAUUUACCGGCCAAGGGCCCCCCACUUGCUGCCUGCAGAGGGGCCCCUAGAAGGGGCCCCCAGGGGGCCCCUUGAGGCUGGCCCGCCCCAGGACCCACCCUCUACCCAGCAGCAGCAGCAGCAGCAGCAGCAGCAGCAGCAGCAGCAGCAGCAGCAGCAGCCACACGAAAAGGAGCAGCAAGAGACUGCAGCAGAUGCCUCCGUCUCCUCUUGCAGCCCUGAGGGUUCAAAAGGGGCCCCUGGGGGCCCCCAGGGGGGCCCCCAGGGGGGCCCCCCUGGUGAAGCCGCUGGCCCCCAAGGGGGGCCCCUGGGGGGCCCCCUUGGGGGCCCCCCUCUCGAGGGCCCCUCAGGGGGGCCCCCUGGGGACCUGGGGGCCCUGGCCUUGGGGGCCCCCCUGAGGGGCCCCUCUGAAGAGUCAUCUGAGGGGCGUUUGAAGACAAUGCGGAUAUUCAGCAGCAGCAGCAGCAGCAGCAGCAGCAGCGGCAGCAGCAGCAGCAGCGGCAGCAGCAGCAGCAGCAGAAUAGUGCUGGAAACAGUCCCCGAACCAGGGUACAGAUGGGGGGGCCCCCCAGGGUCUCCGGGGGGCCCCCAGGGGGCCCCCUGCUGCAGCAAUUCUGCUGCAGUGCAGCACGCGCUGCAGUGGGCAGUUUAUUUAAGCGCUCGGCAGCGAGAAGAAGUGUUUGCUGCUUUUGGAAAAGAGUGGAAGCUGCUGCGGCGCUUCGCUUUGGCGCUGCUGCUGCGGCAGGAGGGGACAAAAGGAGACAGCAAGAGGCGCGCAGCAGCAGCAAGCAGCAGCAGCAGCAGCAGCAGCAGCAGCAGCAGCAGCAGCAAGCAGCAGCAGCUAGCAGCAGCAACAAACUGGGCUCUAGGCGGCAUCUACGGACUCUGUGGAGAGACAUAUGCCCUCAUUUGCCGGCGGCGCUCCGCACCUUCUUUGCUGCUGCCGCAAAAUGUUGCAGCAUAUCUUUUUUAUGACCGUUUGUCUGUGUCUUUUAGUCCAGUUCCUGCUGCUGCUGCUGCUGCUGCUGCAGCAGCAGCAGCAGGGGCCUCGCCGGCUGCUGCUGCAGAAGCAGCAGCAGCAGCAGCAGCAGCAGCAGGCUUCGAUGCCGUUUUGCUCAAGAGCUGGGAGUGA
This is a messenger RNA of Eimeria necatrix, 3015 nucleotides long. RefSeq lists its product as hypothetical. The record is from RefSeq and is a predicted model, not a curated record. The coding region runs from base 1 to 3015 and encodes 1004 amino acids. The transcript has 7 exons. Lineage: Eukaryota; Apicomplexa; Conoidasida; Eucoccidiorida; Eimeriidae.